UUCAAAAUAAACAUUGAAGUCUCUCCGGCAUAAUAACGAAAUUUUAUGAAAUUAAAAAGUGACAAACUGAAUCGAUUAUUUUUUCAAAAUUUGCUUCGCAUCUCCUAUAUAAUGGGUAAGAGAAAAGCCACGAAUAACGCAAAUAAUCCUAAUCAAGAUCUGUGUGAUUUUUUGUUGGAACUAGCAGAUUUUGAACGUAAUGUCAGUAAGAAUAUUUAUAAGUACAAUGCAUAUCGUAAAGCAGCUGGGACAUUAAGCGCUUUACCAGAGAGAGUUAAAAGUGGAGAAGAAGCAAAGAAAUUACCUGGUAUAGGAAUAAAAAUUGCAAAGAAGAUAGAUGAAUUUCUUCAAACUGGAAAGUUGCAAAAACUAGAAGAUAUUAGAAAAGAUGAAAAUAAUAUUGCUAUUAGUUUAUUGGCUCGUGUAUCAGGCAUAGGUCCUGCCAAGGCCAAAGAAUUAGUAGAUGCUGGCAUCAAAACAUUGGAAGACCUUAAAAAACAUCAAAAUAUGCUGACACAUCAUCAGAAGCUGGGAUUAAAAUAUUUUGAUGACUUUGAGAAGAAAAUACCUAGAGCAGAAAUUAUACAGAUAGAGGGUAUACUAAGAGAUGCUAUGAAGGAAAUAAGUCAUGAUUAUCUUGUUACUAUUUGCGGAAGUUAUAGACGAGGCAAAGAGGAAAGUGGAGAUAUUGAUGUUCUCAUAACACAUCCUGAUUAUACAUCAAAAACAAAAGAUGCAAAAAAGAAAAAUAUAUCACUGAAAACAAUUGUUGAAUGUCUCGAAGAGAAAAAAUUGAUUACAGAUACAAUAUCUCUUGGAUCUACUAAAUUCAUGGGAGUUUGUCAAUUACGGAAAAGUAAACAUAAGCCCUUUAGAAGAUUGGAUAUACGACUAACAUUUUAUGAUCAAUAUUAUUGUGCCAUACUGUAUUUCACAGGGAGUGAUUUAUUCAACAAAAAUAUGAGAGCACAUGCAUUAGAGAAAAAAUAUACUUUGAAUGAAUAUGCGCUUAAACCUCUCACAAUUGAAGGUUGUCCAGGAGAACCUGAAAAAAUUACAUGCGAAGAAGAUAUCUUUGAAAUCCUAGGCUUGCCCUAUAAAGAUCCAAAAGAUAGAAAUGUAUAAAUAAAAUGUUUCUUUCUAUAUCAAUAAUAUAUCGC
Camponotus floridanus (Florida carpenter ant) is the source of this 1160-nucleotide messenger RNA. Its product is annotated as DNA polymerase beta. Gene Ontology annotation, molecular function: DNA-directed DNA polymerase activity; DNA binding. The record is from RefSeq and is a predicted model, not a curated record. The transcript is spliced from 6 exons. Gene Ontology annotation, cellular component: nucleus. Lineage: Eukaryota; Metazoa; Arthropoda; Insecta; Hymenoptera; Formicidae. Gene Ontology annotation, biological process: double-strand break repair via nonhomologous end joining. Bases 46 to 1125 code for a protein of 359 amino acids.